Mytilinidion resinicola is the source of this 474-nucleotide messenger RNA. RefSeq lists its product as uncharacterized. The record is from RefSeq and is a predicted model, not a curated record. Lineage: Eukaryota; Fungi; Ascomycota; Dothideomycetes; Mytilinidiales; Mytilinidiaceae. Bases 1 to 474 code for a protein of 157 amino acids. The transcript has a single exon.
AUGAGCAACCAUUGUGACGACCCCCAUUGGAAAGGCGAGAACGGCAAAAGCGAGGAUUGGUUCGACGAAGGUGGGAGGAUGAAGAUUGUGAGUCGGUCCAGGCCAAACUCAAGUAUUCUUGCUUACGAGCCAGACGAGGUGUGGUCUACAAUCAUUCCAUUCAAGGAUUGCGUAAUCGACGAACCACCCACCGACGAGGAACUUAAACACCUCAAUCCGGCACCUUCUGUAAGGCUAGACAAACCUGAAGUCCCUGCGUCCAUAGUCUUCUUGAAUGGCCUGCCUAAAGACACCAAGCAGGUCGCCAGACUGCUCCACCAACUGACGAUCCCACAAUGCCGCCCUUUCUACCUCAAUAUACUUAAGAAGCGUAAAGGAAUUAAAAGCAAAGGCAAGGAAAUCGUGAGGAAACAUCAAAGGUUCAUAAAGAUGGCCUUCGAUCAUUGCACAGCGUCCAAAAACCCCAAUCUAUAG